This is a messenger RNA of Pieris napi, 1616 nucleotides long. RefSeq names its product PDZ and LIM domain protein 3 (gene Zasp66). The coding region runs from base 137 to 1258 and encodes 373 amino acids. Gene Ontology annotation, biological process: muscle structure development; actin cytoskeleton organization. The transcript is spliced from 12 exons. Gene Ontology annotation, molecular function: actin binding; muscle alpha-actinin binding. Lineage: Eukaryota; Metazoa; Arthropoda; Insecta; Lepidoptera; Pieridae. Gene Ontology annotation, cellular component: adherens junction; stress fiber; Z disc. The record is from RefSeq and is a predicted model, not a curated record.
UUGGCCCAGAAACAGUUCGCCUUUAAAUCACGCCACACGUCUCACGCGUUCGACGCGAAAAAUAGACAUUGUUUUGAUCCCGGGAUUGAGCCUACACUGUUGGACCGGCUUACAACGAGAUAGCACGCCCUCUGCAAUGCCUAUGUAUCAACGGCCUCCGUUCUGGCGUGUGCCUCAUCAGCGACGCGACCCUGAAGACGAUGCCAGUAGCUAUGCCAGGAAGAAAGUAACUCCUGGCACACCAGCUGGCCGCGAUUUAACAAGAGGUGAUAUAAUCGCCAAGGUCGAUGACUACGAUGCGAGGGACUUACGACAUGAAGACGCGCAGAACCUUUUCAAAAACGCCAAAAAUCAAAUAAAACUCGUUGUUCAAAGGAGCAGUUCAAGCCCACAGUACUACAGCCCAUCGCCAAGUUACAUGGGCAGAGUCACGCCUUCCUUCUAUUACACUUUUGAGGACUCGGAGCGGGAAGGGCCAAAAAGCGCGCCUAUGCAACGUUCUCCAAUACAAAACUCUGUCCCACCACCGUUUAGGACACCCAGCCCAAAGCCCGGUAACACGUGGCGCGGACCAGAGUCCCUUCCUCGCAGCACACCACUCCUACAGCCCCAGUAUUCGUUGCAGCAUGAGGGAGAGUACAGAACUGUCAUGCUAUCACCCGACUCCGCCAGGAAUGAGGAUGUUGUUGAUGAGUCUAUUACAAGCCAGCCAUACAGGACCACUCCCCUGGUAUUGCCAGGCGCGAAGGUCCGCCGUGAACCUGGACCCACAGAAAGCUAUUUGCGACACCAUCCCAACCCAGCCAUGAGGGCGCCACCUCACCACGAUUACCGCGACACACUCAUGAGGCAGAAGGUGGCAGAAUCGGUGCUGCAGCGAGUUGUUGGUGAAGACGCGAAUAAGGUUGUUCACAAGCAAUUCAACUCUCCAAUCAACAUGUACUCAGAACAGAACAUAGCAAAUUCUAUCAGACAACAAACAUCUCCUUUGCCCUCGAAGCCCUACGACCCGGCCAAGUCGGACACGUACCGUGCACUGCAGGAACAAGGUCUGGGGGACGCGCACGAAGUGCCCACACCGCAGACUAAGGUCUUCACGGCACCAGCCACUAAGAAACCAGUGCCGCCCAAAAUUUCGAAAGAGGCAUCACAGGGAAAACAAACGACCUUCGUGAACUCAUUACAUGAAGAGCACAUCAUACAAUCGAACUCGUUCAAACGUCUCAUGUACAACGUUCUCGGAGAAACGGAAUUCUAGCCAUAGACAACUAUAAGUCAACUGUCAUUUUGCGUUCCUCAGAAUUGUGAUAAUCAAAUGAUUCAACGAGUUUUUAGUCGGUUAGUUUAACAUCGACUGAUGGAAGGGCGCCAUAUUUAGAAAUUAUAAGACUAACAAAUUAAUGUAGGAGACAAUCUCCGGUGUGUAAUGUUAUUUUCGGUGGAUUAAUUAUUCUAAUACUCGAGUAUUAGGUAUUAUAUUGUAAGUAGGUAAAUGUUAAAUCUGUUUGUACAGACUAUUUUACAUGUUAUGAGUGUACUAUCUAGUCAGAUGACCCGAGCUCUGGUCGAGAGAAUAAGUUUCGAAAUAUUUUAUUAAAUUAUUUAUUUUUAUUUAA